AUGCUGAGGCAAGCCUACCAAAAAACCAGAGAGGCAAACGGCCACUCCGGGUCAGAGCCCCAGACAUGCUGCUUCUAUGAUGAGCUACAUGCCAUUCUAGGUGGUGCAGCCACCACUACCCCACCCCUGUGCUUUGACUCCGUCAAUGGAGUAGCACACAACAGGGAUGUGUGUUUUGGGGACGAGGAAGAUGUGGAGGAGGAGGUUGAAGAUAGCUCACUGCAAGGAAGCGGAGAAACCGUUUUCCCCGACAGCCAGGAACUCUUUCUCACCCUGGAUCUGGAGUCAGUACCCCCCGAACCCACCCAAGGCUGCCUCCUGGACUCGCCAGGCGGAGAAGGGACCUCUGGACACAUUAAACCCCGGCUGGUUGGAGGAGACGGUGCCUGCUCAGGACGUGUGGUGAUAAAACAUGGAGACACGUGGAAAACAGUCUGUGAUGCACACUUUGAUUUCAAAGUUGCCAACGUUAUCUGUAAUGAACUACAGUGUGGAAUAGCUGUAUCUAUCCCAGGAGGAGGUCAUUUUGGAGAAGGACAAGGCAAGAUCUUGACUGAAGAAUUCAAGUGUGUGGGGAAUGAGUCUCUCCUGUUCUCCUGUCCCAGGAUAUCACAAGUGAUUCAGAGAUGCUCACACACAAAUGAUGCUGGUGUCAUAUGCUCACGGUUCCGGCUGGUGAACGGCAGCACAGCGUGCUCAGGGAGGGUGGAGAGCCAGGUUCUUGGUGCCUGGGGAACCCUCUGUGACUCACGCUGGGAUUUACCAGAUGCCAAUGUUCUCUGUCAUCAGCUCGACUGUGGAUUCGCUGUAUCGACUCCAGGAGGAGGGUAUUUUGGGAGGGGAACUGGCUCUGUCUGGACAGACACAUUUCACUGUAAAGGGACUGAAACCCAUUUGGGCCAUUGCCCUGUUACUGCUCUAGGGGCCUCUCAGUGCUCACAGGACAAUGAUGCCAGUGUGGUUUGCUCAGGUCGCUCUGAAUCACUCAGACUGCUGAAUGGAGAGAGCCGGUGUGAUGGGAGAGUUGAGAUUUCCCUCCGUGACGUGUGGAGCAGAGUGCUGGAUGACCAGUGGGAUAUGAACGAUGCCAGCGUGGUGUGCAGGCAGCUCCAGUGCGGAGUCGCUGAGAAAGCUUAUAACCCCCCUAAGUCUGAGCGAGGAACGGGCCCUGUGGGGCUGAGAAGUGUCCAGUGUGCAGGAAACGAGACUAAUCUGACGCUCUGCAUCACCUCCACGUCCCAGGCAGAGCAGCCAGGAAUUGCUGAGGAUGUUGGCGUUGUUUGCUCAGGGAGCAGGCGGAUCAGACUGGUGAAUGGGGCAGGUCGCUGUGCCGGGAGAGUGGAGAUUUAUUACAAUGGCAGCUGGGGAACAGUCUGUGAUGAUUCCUGGGACCUGCCAGACUCCAAUGUCGUUUGCAAACAACUGGGAUGUGGACAUGCCAUCAAUGCAACUGUCUCUGCUCAUUAUGGGCAAGGAUCCGGGCAGAUCUGGCUGGAUGAUAUGAACUGUUCUGGGAACGAAUCUGAUCUCUGGACGUGUCCUUCCAGGGGCUGGGGCCAGCACAACUGCAGACACAAAGAGGACGCCGGAGUUCUCUGCUCAGAGUUCACAGAUCUGAGGCUGGUGAGCGACAGUGACUGUGCUGGGCGGCUGGAGGUUUUCUACAAUGGGACGUGGGGCAGUGUUUGCUCCAAUCAGAUGUCUGGCAUCAUCACAGCAAUUGUCUGCAAACAGCUGAACUGUGGAAAUGGAGGGCAGAUUGCAAAUGACUUGGAAUAUGGAGCAGGUUCUGGUCCCACGUGGCUGGACCACGUUGCAUGUAGUGAGCAGCACAGCUCCCUCUGGCAGUGCCCAUCAGAGCCCUGGAAUCCAAAGUCAUGUGAUAACCGAGCAGAAGAGACCCAUAUUUCUUGCACUGACCAGGAGAAGUUACGUGUCAUGGGAGGAGAGGACAGAUGCUCGGGGAGAGUGGAGGUUUGGUACCGUGGCUCCUGGGGAACAGUUUGUGAUGACUCCUGGGACAUGGCAGAUGCUAACGUUGUGUGUAAACAACUGGGCUGUGGAUCUGCUGUAUCUGCCCCGGGCGAGGCUGCAUUCGGUCUGACAGAGAGGACAGAUUCUCCGAAUACCCCAGCUCCUCCGCGCCGCCCUCUGACUGACAGUGGGAGAGUCACGGUGCCCAUGAUCGUCUGCAUUAUCCUGGGGGCCCUGCUCUGCCUGGUCUUAAUCAUCCUGGGGGCGCAGGUGCGAAGUGCCAGGGCACAGCGCAGAGGCUCCAGAAGACCUUUGGAUCCCUUCUCUGAGGCCGUGUACGAGGAGAUUGAUUAUAACCUGAUGAGAGAAAAGCAGGAGAUGUUCAGUCGCUCAGUCUCCUAUUCAGAUGACUCAGUGACGAAGCUGCAGUAUUACACCGGGGACAGCGAGGGGGAAAACGAUCCUGGAUCAGAACAAGAGGGAGCUUCCCUGGAGGGGUCUCAGUUGGAUUACGAUAACGUGGAGGAGCCUGCCUUGAACGACGUCCCCCAGACUCCAGACGGCCGAGAUGCCCCUGCCCUGCCUGGAGAUGUCACAGGGGAUGGUUAUGAUGAUGCCAGAGAAGUGUCUGACCCUGAAGGUGACCCGGGUUUGGGGCAGAAUGAUGAGCAAGGCACUGGGGCGAGUGACAGGGACAGGGAUUCCCAGACAGGUUGGAGUCUGCGCUCGCUAAAGAGUGAAGUUGUCUUUGGGAUGGAGAAGGAAACCCCGUCCCUGCCUCCUGGAGACACAGGUUAUGAUGAUGUGGGACAUGGUGACUCUGGGGGUUCAAUAUCAUAA
This is a messenger RNA of Emys orbicularis (European pond turtle), 2814 nucleotides long. Its product is annotated as antigen WC1.1-like. Gene Ontology annotation, cellular component: plasma membrane. The record is from RefSeq and is a predicted model, not a curated record. The coding region runs from base 1 to 2814 and encodes 937 amino acids. The transcript is spliced from 14 exons. Lineage: Eukaryota; Metazoa; Chordata; Testudines; Emydidae. Gene Ontology annotation, biological process: zymogen activation. Gene Ontology annotation, molecular function: serine-type endopeptidase activity.